Messenger RNA from Vespa crabro (European hornet), 4170 nucleotides. RefSeq names its product DNA replication licensing factor Mcm3 (gene Mcm3). Bases 103 to 2634 code for a protein of 843 amino acids. The transcript is spliced from 11 exons. Lineage: Eukaryota; Metazoa; Arthropoda; Insecta; Hymenoptera; Vespidae. Gene Ontology annotation, biological process: double-strand break repair via break-induced replication; mitotic DNA replication initiation; DNA strand elongation involved in DNA replication. The record is from RefSeq and is a predicted model, not a curated record. Gene Ontology annotation, cellular component: MCM complex; nucleus. Gene Ontology annotation, molecular function: ATP binding; ATP hydrolysis activity; single-stranded DNA helicase activity.
UCAGUAUAUACUAACAAGUUUGAGUUGUUGAGUUUAUUGCUAUUAUUCUAUGUGUUUCGUUUAAUUAUUUUAAAUAAACAAGAAACAUAAUUAUCGAUAAAUAUGACUUCAAUCGAUAUAGAUCAAAGAAUUGAAGAAUUACAACGAGAAUAUGUUGACUUUUUGGACGACAUGGAAGAUCAGGGUAUAUAUGCCAAUCUGGUUAAAAAUAUGAUUGAAGAAAAUAAAUAUAGAUUAUAUGUAAAUAUUAAUGAUUUAAGAAGAAAAAAUCCUCCACGUGCUAUUAGUUUAUUAAAUAAUUCUUUCGAGGAACAAUUAGCAUUUCAAAAUGCAUUAAGACAAUUUGUUGCUAAUGUAGAUACAGAUUAUGCUAAAGGAAAUGUAGAUUUUUUUAUAGCAUUUGAGGGAAGUUUUGGAAACAAGCACGUCACACCAAGAACAUUAACUUCGCGUUUUUUGGGUAAUUUAGUAUGUAUCGAAGGUAUUGUGACAAAAUGUUCCUUUGUGAAACCUAAAGUUGUACGUAGUGUUCAUUAUUGUAGUACAACGAAAACAGUAAUCGAAAGAGCUUAUACAGAUUUAACUUCAAUAGAAGCAUUUCCACAAUCUGCUGUAUAUCCUACUACAGAUGAAGAUGGAAAUCCACUUGAGACAGAAUUUGGCCUAUCUACAUAUAAAGAUCAUCAAACUCUUACGAUCCAAGAAAUGCCUGAAAAGGCACCAGCUGGACAAUUGCCACGUAGUGUUGAUAUCAUAUGUGAUAAUGACUUAGUAGAUUUAUGUAAACCAGGAGAUCGAGUUCAAGUUGUAGGAAAUUAUAGGUGUCUUCCAGGAAAACAAGGAGGCUAUACAAAUGGCACAUUUAGGACAGUUGUAAUUGCCAAUAAUAUUAUGCAAUUAAGCAAAGAAGCUAGUCUCUCUAUUUCACAUGAUGAUGUAGCAAUGUGUAAAAAAUUAGCUAAAAGUAAUCCAUGCAAAAAUAUUUUUGAACUUUUAAGUAAAUCUUUAGCACCUUCCAUACAUGGCAAUGAGUACAUAAAAAAGGCUAUUCUAUGUCUUUUGCUUGGUGGUGUAGAAAAAAUUUUACCUAAUGGUACAAGACUCAGAGGAGAUAUUAAUGUUCUACUCAUAGGAGAUCCAUCUGUCGCAAAAUCUCAACUUUUACGAUACGUUUUAUGUACUGCCCCACGUGCUAUAGCAACUACCGGCAGAGGUUCAUCUGGUGUAGGUUUAACAGCUGCAGUUACAGUAGAUCAAGAAACUGGAGAACGUAGACUUGAAGCAGGUGCUAUGGUUUUGGCUGAUCGCGGUGUUAUUUGUAUUGAUGAAUUUGAUAAAAUGUCAGAUCUUGACAGGACUGCAAUUCAUGAAGUGAUGGAACAAGGAAAAGUUACUGUUGCUAAAGCUGGUAUUCAUGCUAGUCUAAAUGCACGUUGUUCGGUUUUAGCUGCUGCAAAUCCUGUUUAUGGAAGGUAUGAUCAAUACAAAACACCAAUGGAAAAUAUAGGAUUACAAGAUUCUCUGCUUUCACGUUUUGAUUUGUUAUUCGUAAUGUUAGAUAUAAUAGAUUCAGAGCAGGAUCAUGUAAUCAGUGAUCAUGUUGUGAGAAUGCAUAGAUACAGAAAUCCAAUAGAACAAGAUGGAGAAGCUUUACCAUUGAGUAGUAAAUUAGAUAUGUUAACAACUAAAAAUCAGGAUGAAGAACUUACUGAAGAAAUAGAAAAACAAGUCUAUCAGAAGUAUGAUCCUAUGUUGCACGGACAGUCAUGUGCAAAAAGUGAUCAAAUUCUGAGCAUAACUUUUAUGAGAAAAUAUAUUCAUAUAGCACGUUGUAUGAAACCAAAAUUAACAGAAGAAGCCAGUGAAGUUAUAGCCGACGAAUAUUCGAAACUUCGAUCAGAAGAAAUGCUUGAGUCUGAUGUAGCAAGGACGCAACCUGUAACAGCUCGUACUUUAGAAACAAUGAUUAGAUUGUCAACUGCACAUGCAAAAGCACGUUUAUCAAAAAAUGUUACUGCUGAGGAUGCUCAGGCAGCCAUUGAAUUGAUACAGUUUGCUUAUUUCAAGAGGGUGCUAGAAAGAGAAAAAAAGAAACGUAGAAGACGCGAUAGUGACGUUAGCACAAAUAGUAAUGAAGAUGAACCAGGUAGAGGGGCAAAGCGUUCAAGAAGACAUCUUGAUGCACCAGGAGGAUCUACUAACGAUCCUUAUGAAUACAAGAGCGAUACUGAUGAAUCUGUUGAUGAAUUUACAAGAAGGACUACUAGAUCUCGAUCUCAAAAAACAACUGCUACUUCUUCGACUACAGCCUCUCAGAGCUUAGUCCAAAGUAGUGAAGAAGUUGUAGCUUCUACAGAGAAAUCAUCUGCAACAAUUACAGAAGAAUCACCUGCAACAAUUACAGAGGAAUCACCUGCAACUAUUACAGAAGAGAGGUUGAAAGUUUUUCGAUCUCUACUUCAUAAAUUAUUCCAAGAACAAAGAGUUCAAUCUUUACCUCUCUCUAGAGUUCGAAAUUAUUUGGAUACACAACAUACUCCAAAUUUUACACCUUCCGAAAUUACUGCUGCGAUUAAUAAAAUGACGGAUGAUAAUCAAAUUAUGUCUGCAGAUGAUAAUAUUUUUCUGAUAUAAUUUAAAUUUCGUAAUUAAUAAUUUUAUAAUACAUGUAUUGUUAAAGUAAAAUUUAAAAAUAUAUUCUAAUAGUACUCCAUAUUUUUUAUACAAUUUUGUGUAAUAUAAUUAAAAAUAAUUUUAUCUAUUAACAUUUAUUAAUUUUAUAUGUAUAUAAUACAACACAUUGGCACAUAAACUAGCAACAAUAAUCAACAUUUAUUACAGAAAUAUAAACACAAUAUAGUAUACAAUAGCUAAGUUUCAGAUUUUAUAUAAAUAUGUCAUUCUACAUUUCAUGUAAUUAUAUGCGUGUAUAUAUAUAUAUAUAUAUAUAUAUAUAUAUAUAUAUAUAUACAAAUAUAUAUAUAAAUUACUGCAUUAUAUAUAACUUUAAAUAUAUUUAACUAAUAUUCAGGUAUUUUUCCUCACACAUAUCUUAUUAUCAUAAUCUCAUUUUUCUUUUAUUUUUAUACAAAAGCUCCUUGUUAGUUACUUUUGCUUCUAUUUGUUCUUUUACAUAUAUAUACAAUCUAUUUUUUAUAUUAUGAAUUUAUUUAUUUAUUAUAUAUUGUUCUCAUUUUACAUUUACAACAGUUUAAAUAAGUACUGGCACUCUUCAAUAAUCCUGAAUAAAUUCUCUAUAUUAUUUUUUAAUCUUAACAUAUAUAAAUUUAAUUUUAAUUAAAAUUUAAUUCCAAUUCAAAUUGUGCUUCUAUAGAAAUUCCUUUAAACUUUGUAUUACAUCUAUUGUUAUAACAAACAUUUUGUGCCGAUCGCAAUUAUUGCGAAAGAUAUCAAUAACAAUUUAUUAUUGUUGUAAUAUUUUUAUGGAGGAGUAUAAUUGUGAAUAAUAUUACUAUUGUACAAAACUUAAUCAUUUUUUAUGAGAACUAUUAAAAAUUUGUAAUAAAUGUGAUAUAGUUUCUUUAGCCUACAAAGAUAAAAUCCUUUUCAUUUUUAUUUUUUUUAAUUCAUAAAAAUGUAAUGUGUAUUGUACUCUCUAUCUCUCUCUCAUAAUUAUCUUUUUUAAUAUUAAAUAAAUACAUGAUUUAACUAUGAUUUGAUGAUUUAUAGUAUAAAAUCUGUUUUCCAUUCUAUGUUAUAGAUAUUCAACUUUUAUGACAUGAUUUAUAAGAUUAUCGUAAAACAAAAGAACAAUUCAUUUUUUUAAACAAUAUUUUAAAUAAAAUAAAUUCAAAAAAAAUGUUACUGAAUAGUACAAAAUAUUGAUAACUAUGUUACCAAAUUUUUUAAAACUUGUUAUAUAAAAUAAAAUGAAGCUAUUGGUGUUCAAUAAAUUAUAAAUCCCAUAUGGCAGUGAUUUCAUAGUUUCUUAAAAAAAUAGAUUAUGGCUAAUUUAAAAAACAUAGAAAUGAGAACUAUUUGUAAAAAUAUACAUGUAUAAUAUUAUCGAUUAAAAUAAAUUUUCUAUAAAAAAAAAAAGAAAAAAAAAACCAGUACAUUAUUGCAUGCAGUAACCUUAAACAUUCAAAAAUUAAAUUAUACAUUAAUCGGUAUGAUUAUGCGUGAUAUCAGUCCUUCUGUAAGUUACAA